AUGAGUGCCCUACAACGCAAGAUAUCUUUAUUCCGAUUUUUUGGUCGUAAACGACAAUCUCAUUCCGUUGGUCUUCCUGCGGAUUGCCUAUAUGAUAUUUUUAAUCUUCUCAAAGAUGAUAUCAAGUCUCUUCAUUCUUGUAUUCUUGUUAAUAGACUUUGGUGUGAAACUGCAAUUCCUUAUUUAUGGUCACAUCCUUUUAAACGAUCUACACCACCUGCCCCUUCGCUCAUAAGCAUUCUUGUCGCAAGUCUUUCUGAUGCUGAAAAAUCCUUUAGAAAGUCUUUACUCUUCUAUUCAAAAUUGGACCAUGCGACAAUCGAUAAAAAGGCUGUUUCUGGAAUUAAUAAUUCUGCCCUUUCGGUAUAUUGUGCUUUGUGUCGUUUGUUUUUUGGAAAUAACUUGACUAUCACUUCUUUAAAAUUGGAUCGACCAACAAAACAUACAUCACCUCUUAUGGAAAAUUCUUUGGGAGUUGAUCUAUCUCUUCAAAAUAUUAAAGAUUUAACCAUCCGUUACACUUCUGAUCCCUUUUUAUUCGACGCAAUUCUUAAACAAGCUGAAAAUAUAGAAUAUUUAUCCGUGAUAAAAUCGUCCGAAGCUGGUCUUCGUAAUUUUGAGGAUUUACAAUAUUUGUCUUCUUUGAUAUUUUCUCAAUCAAAAUUACGAGGGUUCUCUCUUAUGUGCUAUGAUACUGUUAAUGGUUUUUCUCCAAGUGUUUUAACUCCACUUGCAAGUCAAGCUGACACACUUGUUUCACUUAAUCUUUAUGGAAUUCCUUUCCCUGGUGAAACUUCUAUUAAUGCAUUGACUAUUUGCACAAAUCUUGAAGAAUUAGAUAUUCGUCGUUGUACCAACGGUCCUGGUUGUCAAUUGGAUCAAAUUUUAAUUGCUGAAUUUCCUAAUCUUAAUAAAGUAAGAGUUGUAGAAUCUUCACUUCUCUGGGGUCAUCUUGUUGCUUCCGCAAUUCAAAAAAAUCCUGUAGACUUGGAAGAAGUACAUUACCAACCAUGGGAAGAUGAAGAACAUGAUGGAUUAUCUACAUCUAUUAUACAAAGCAUUAUUAAAUGGCAACCAAAAUUGAAAAAGUUUGGCAUUGCUCUUGGUGCAGAUGAAAUUCCUUCAUUGAUAGAAAUCCUUAACGUUCCAGGAUGUAGAUUAGAGGUUCUUAGUUUAUUCUCAUUAGGUAAACAAGAAAAGGACCUUGAAAAGAUUUGGCCAGAAUUAGGAAAAAAUUUACCUAUUACUUUAAAACAUCUUAAUAUAUGGAUAUUUAUUGGUGCCAAAUCGAUGAAUCUUUUCUUACAAAAUACAAAAGCUGUCUUAGAUUCACUAUAUAUUGAUUCUUGGUUUGAAGAUUACUCACAUCCACCUUAUAUUAAUGUGCUCUCUGAUUAUCUCAAAGAUCGACCCAUAGAUAUGGCCAAUUUUUUCAAUCCAGCUUUACAUUAA
Messenger RNA from Cetraspora pellucida, 1452 nucleotides. The record is from the annotation of a GenBank genome assembly. Lineage: Eukaryota; Fungi; Glomeromycota; Glomeromycetes; Diversisporales; Gigasporaceae.